AUGGGGCUUCUGCCCGCGGGCGCUCGCACCCUGGCGGUGGGCGACGGCGACCUCGCCUUUUCGGAGGCGCUGGCCACCUCGCGGGAAGGCGAGCUGGUGGCCACCUGCCUGGAGACGGAGGCCGAGCUGGUUGCGCAGUACGCCAACGUGCAGCAGCGGCUCUCGCUUCUCCGGUCCCACGGGGUGAAGGUGGUGUGCGGAGUGGAUGCCACGCAGCUGUGCGACGGGCCGCUGCAGGGCACCAAGCCCUUCCAGCGCAUCUUCUUCAACUUCCCCUUGCUGCCGAUGAAGGUGCACAAGGCCCGUGCCUCCAGCAUUGAUGUGCAGAUCGCCAACCGCGCCAUGCUGGCGGAGCUUCCCGGAUAG
Molecule: messenger RNA, 366 nt
Organism: Effrenium voratum
Lineage: Eukaryota; Dinophyceae; Suessiales; Symbiodiniaceae
Source: the annotation of a GenBank genome assembly